AUAACGUUCAUUGCCUUGAGCAAUCAUGCAUGGAACUUCAAAUGGCGCGUUGGGGUCGUUUGCCGCAGCGCUGAAGGACAUCCAUGAUGCGCAGGCGCAUGAGCAACGUUACAUGAGGGAUCAGCAUGCACGGUACCUUGAACAGGUGCGAGAGGCGCAACAAGUUGAGCUCAAGAGUCUCGCUGACAAGCACGCGAGUCAGCUCGCAGCAUUUUUCGAAGACGUUCAGCGCAGCACCGCCCAGAUCGACGUGGAAGCUGGUGCGUUGAUGGAGAAGAAGCGGCAAUGGGAAAUGGUCGAACAACGUGUGCACGAAGCAGUGGAGAAACUGUCCCAUUCCGUGAUCAAGCUCAACGUGGGCGGCCGCAUCUUUGCUAUCCCCAAGGAGACCUUGCUCAAGUUCGAAGGGAGUUACUUCCACGCGAUGUUGUCGCAAAACAACUGGAAACCAGACUUGGACAACGAUGCGUACUUCAUCGACGCCGAUCCGACCUUGUUCGAGUACGUGAUGGCCUACUUACGGGAAGGCGAUUUGAGCUGCGAAGGACUGCCACCCCUGAAGAAGCAGCGUCUCAUGAAGACCCUCGACUACCUCAACUUGGAAGUGCUCGAAUGGGAUGCCAGUGCAUCCGUGGGGAUCACAGACGGUACGAUAUUGAUUUCCGAAGACAAGCGCACAGUGAGUUUUGCGCUGUCGAUUGCCGACGAAAGUGGGUUCAUUCAAGCAAAUCGACCCGUCGACCGCGUGUCCAUCCAACUCGUGAGUCGCGGCAACACCCUGAACGAUAUGCCGCUCACGUACAUUGGCUUGGAAGCGUUCCAGCGCGACGGCGACGUCGACUCGGUUGUAUCGUACAACAUUUGCUCGGGCGAAGUGAGCAGAGGCCACCUCUGUGAAGACAUUCCGCGCGGUCAGACGUUUGUGGACGGUGAUAUCCUCACGAUUGUAUACAAUCGCCAAGACAAGACCAUCCAUUUUGCCAAAAAUGGACUCGAUAUGGGCAUCUGCCUCGAAGAUGUGCCCGAAAAAAAGUAUUAUCCGUACGUCGACACCAACUGCGACGGCAUUUGCCUGUCACUGGCGAGCUAAACCAUGACAUAUAUAUAUAAUAUAUAUAUAU
Aphanomyces astaci is the source of this 1121-nucleotide messenger RNA. RefSeq lists its product as hypothetical. Gene Ontology annotation, biological process: protein homooligomerization. The record is from RefSeq and is a predicted model, not a curated record. Lineage: Eukaryota; Oomycota; Saprolegniomycetes; Saprolegniales; Verrucalvaceae. The transcript has 3 exons. The coding region runs from base 26 to 1090 and encodes 354 amino acids.